Messenger RNA from Hymenoscyphus albidus, 2107 nucleotides. The record is from the annotation of a GenBank genome assembly. Lineage: Eukaryota; Fungi; Ascomycota; Leotiomycetes; Helotiales; Helotiaceae.
CCUUACUGCUCAACUUAAACAUUUCAUAACGGAUACCUUUGAUUGGCUAUCUGAUGAGCGCCUGAAUUAUUUUUGAUUAUCCUUGCUCUUCAAUUUUAAAAGGAGGAUCAAAUGUUUAUCCUCCCUGUCCCGCCCCCUGCCGACCCUGCUGCAUCUCCGAAAAUUGGCUUACACCCUGUAUUUGAAGGACGCUUGUAAAAUGCGCCAUUUCAUAGUUCGUUUCUACUCGUACCUAGCAAAUUCUUUCAAUAAUAUGUAACUUGAGAUUCAAACUCCUAUAACGCAUGGAUACGAAAUGCCAGAGCGGGUUUCUCCAUGGCCCAGGCGAUCUGAACUCGCAUUUCUUUGGCUGCCUCAAGCAAUCCGAGCGGGAGGGUUUCCUCAAUCGUUUACCUGCAAACAGUCGCGCUCGAGUUCGAAAUGAGGAGCUUCGCAUCACAAGACUUAGAUCUAUCGCGGAGCGCAGGCAAGAUAUAGAAGAAGGAUUCCUAUUCCGCCGACACAAACAAGCCAUACGUCGAUGGCGAAAUUGGACUGGAUUGAAACCUCGCGAACGUUCCGUCGAAAACCUCCCAAAUGGCCAUUCCUCGGAGAUUGAAAUAAAAGGAGACGAUGAGCUCGAGGAUGAUUUAAAGCCACCCAAACCGGUAAAGCCGGUAGUAGGAUUCGACGUUCUGGAUGAAGCUCUGGAUGUUAGUGUGAACGUAAUGUUCUUCAAAGAUUCGGCACCUCAGACAAUCAGCGAAUUCUUGCCCGAGGAGUUUCCAGAUAAAAAAAUACCUCUCAACAGGUUAUUAUACGAUGAGGACUCUAGAAGAAACCCGCUCCUGCAAAAAUGUCCAGAAGAUACAGUACGUUAUUUUCACGUGCCUGCUAAUGAUAUGAAAUGGGUUGAGGUACGUGGUUUUCCAGAUAAACAUAUCAUGUUAAGUAACACCAUUCCAGGAGCUUAUUAGCUGCUAUUACGGAGACUCGGACAAUCUUGAGAUUGUGUCUGAUGACUUGAUGGAGAGUCAGUCCACGUUAAAGACGAAAUCGGAAAUCUUGCUUGAUCAGGAGGUUUGGCGAGGUCAACAACGUGGCCCUUCGCUCAGUGAUCCAGUUCAUACCAGAUCAAUGAGACCUCGAUGUGAUGUAAUCAAAAACGGUAUGUGAUUCCUAGGAUAAAUCCCUUCUUGCAGUGGGGAUCAAAAGCUGUUGCGAAUGAUUCCCUGGUCGCCCUCGCUGUCUAGUGCAAUUGCUUGAUUCUUUCUAGCAACUUGGCAUUUUUAUUUGAUCAACCAUUCAAACCUCUUUAAACAGUUAAUAAAAGUUUUUCCUAAAGAUAUAGAAUCAUGAUUUGUAUUGGUUCAGAGAGGCAACAUAGAAAGAGAAUUAUUUACUGUCACUUUUAAUGUUUACAGCCAGCAUUUGACAAAUCACUUCAGAAUGACUGACACUGUUUUUAGUUGGCGGCACACCUAGUGAACUAUCGGAAAAGAAUCGGGUACUCUUCUUAUGAAACUCCCGGCGCAUCCUACUCCGAGGAGAGGCUCAUGAUUUGACAAAUAACAGAUGCCGUACCUUCAUUGGGAAACCUAUAAAGCUCGAGCAUUACAGGCUCGCACAAUGAAGUCAUGCGAUCUCGACAGGAGAUCAACCACCAAGAAGUUUUCAUAUGUAGCCCACGCGAUAGCACAAAAGGAAAAUUGGACUAUGGAGUCGUCGAGGAAACAAAGGAUGGGUCGUUUGAGGUCUUCUCUCAAUCUACUCAGCUCCGGAUAUUCUUCAAAACAAAUCGAUGUAGGAAUUUAAGGGUGUACUCCGCGAGUUCACUUAGCUUGGUUUCGAUUCUUUCUGACUCCUUUUUUGAUAGACUUCGGGCUCCGGGGAAGCUCCAAGGAACUUUCUUGGUGGUGUUCUUUUGCAGGCGGCAAAACUAGCGAGCGCUAUGGAUUACUACACCGACAAAACACUCUUGCAGAAUCGCUUAGAUCUAAAACCUCCUCUACAUCCUCGGCGAACUCUCGACCAGUAUUACUACUGGGCUCUAAAGGAUGUCGAAACACAAGACAAAAGCCAAGUGGUUUACCGAGCCACGGCACCCAAAAGACACUUGACGGAUUAA